AUGUCCAUCUCUUUCCUUCAUCUUGCGAUUUAAUGGAUAAACAGGAGCGUAGCCAUAUGUGACCGUGUCCAAAGAGCGCAGGGAUCCCUGCAGAGGCUGCUGGGGCCGCAGAGGGAUGCGCAGCUCCUCUGUUCAGCCAGAGCCCAGCUCCGUGGUGCUUGUGCUGUUGGUUUGUUUUAGGCCCAGGCCAUGUGAGAGCUGAGCUGGGAUGGAGCGCGACUCACACACCCCGUGGGAGUUCAAUGGCUCCUUCUACCAACCCUCAGCUCUCCUCAUGAUGGGCAUCCCGGGCCUGGAGGCCCUUCACCCCUGGAUCUCCAUCCCUUUCUGUGCCCUCUACCUGACCGCUCUGGUGGGCAACWGCGUGAUCCUGUUCAUCAUCAGGAGGACCCAAAGCCUUCACGAGCCCAUGUAUUAUUUCCUGUCCAUGCUGGCGGUCACCGACCUGGGCCUGGCUCUCUGCACCCUGCCCACCACCCUGGGCCUCUUCUGGUUCGACGUGCGCAGGAUUGGCUUCGACGCCUGCCUCACCCAGAUGUAUUUCAUCCACAUCCUGUCCUUCAUCGAGUCCUCCGUGCUCCUGGCCAUGGCCUUUGACCGCUUCAUUGCCAUCUCGCACCCCCUGAGACACCGGUCCAUCCUGACCAAGACCACUGUCCUAAAGAUCGGCCUGGCCAUYGUGCUCAGGGGGAUGGUCUCGCUCCUUCCCAUUCCCUUCCUGCUCAAGAGACUGACCUACUGCGGAAAGACGGAGCUCUCCCACUCUUUCUGCUUCCACCCCGACAUCAUGAACCUGGCGUGUGCAGAUAUAAAGGUCAAUGUCUUCUACGGGAUGAUYAUUCUCUUGUCCACCGUGGGGAUGGACUUCAUCUUCAUCGUGCUGUCCUACAUCCUCAUCAUCAGAACCGUGGUCAGCCUCGCCACCAAGGAGGAGUGCCUGAAGGCUCUGAACACCUGCGUGUCCCACAUCUGUGCUGUCCUUGUAUUCUUUAUCCCCAUGAUCGGGCUGUCCAUGAUCCAUCGCUUUGGAAGGAACGUUCCCCCCCUUGUUAACACCUURGUGGCCUACACCUACCUUAUCAUUCCCCCCGCCCUCAACCCCGUUAUCUACAGCAUAAAAUCCACCCACAUCCGGGAGGCUUUGCUCAGGGCCCUGUGCAGGAAGAGUGCGUCUGACUGGUAACCUCCUCCAGCAGUCCUGCCACAAAGUGCUGAUGGACUGGUCACUCAGUCACAGCUCUGGGACUGGUCUGGAACUGGUUCCUCAGGCACAGCUCUGGGACUGGUCUCUCAGUCAACCCACUGGAACUGGUUUCUGGGUUGGAGCUCUUGGCCUGGUUUCCCAGUCAGAGCUGGUGGAGUGGUCUCUUGGUGCUUCAUCCGUGCAGGUCACUGCAGAGGAAAGAACUGCAGGUCCACUGGGAUGCUGUCCCUCAAGCCAGAGCUGUGAAUUUUCAUGCUGUGUCCUAGUAUGGUGCUUUCAUCCCUUCCAGCAGCUGGCAGACACCCCAAGAUUAGYGAUACAGCCAGAUGGAAGCCCCCGUAAGAGGGAGGCAAUUAAAGAAAAAUGGGCCUCUUGACUUGCUCUUUUCAAGUGAUGUGAUGGGAAGAUCAAGGAGCCUCCUGUGUGUGAGGCAAACUUGGAGCAGAUAAUGGGGUGUAACCUUCACUGAGAGACCUUGCACAGAGUCAUCGUCCCCUUGCCGUGUGUCACAGCCCAGCUGAGCUGGCAGCAAACCCCACAGGACGGGCUAUGGGCCGAGAGCUGGGGGCCACUCUGGCCAUCCGUCACUGAUUGUUCAUCUGGAAACAUCUCCCAAGGGGCAGCCCAGUGCAGAGACUGAGCACAGAGCAUUUCUCAUUAGGUGCUGUUGAGGGGCCCAGAGCGCUCUCAGCCCUUCUGGACAGCCUGCUCAGCCAUCAUUCACGUGUCUGGAGUGCCAUGCCCAUCCCCAUUCMGGGAACAGCUGCUUUUGUGUCUCUUUUGGAUGUCUUUGAGUCUUACCAGCUUGCCAAGUCUCAUGAAUGUCCCAGUCACUGUUGUGCAUUGAAUGCCAUGUACGUGCAGCAUCUACAAUAAAACCCAUCUAUUCCUUGUGAAAGGUCACAAAACUUGAUGAAGCUUUUUUUCUGUCUAUACAAUGCAGAAAUAUUAGGUUGGAGUUGCCUAAAAUCUUCAGGGGUGCUGCAGAUAAGCAGGACUGUAUGAGUCAGGGGUGUGUCCCUGUGUGGGUUUGGGGGUCUGGUGAAGCUGGAAACUCUCAAAAAUAA
Molecule: messenger RNA, 2271 nt
Organism: Malurus melanocephalus (red-backed fairy wren)
Lineage: Eukaryota; Metazoa; Chordata; Aves; Passeriformes; Maluridae
Product: olfactory receptor 51G2-like
Exons: 1
Coding region: 209-1183 (324 amino acids)
Biological process (GO): G protein-coupled receptor signaling pathway
Cellular component (GO): membrane
Molecular function (GO): G protein-coupled receptor activity; olfactory receptor activity
Source: RefSeq, a predicted model, not a curated record